AUGGGGUACCCAGUAACCAAACGUUCCCGUCCAGGGCCAGAUCUAUACAUGGGUUACCACUUACCACGACGACCAUCAAGAGCAUGUUGCAGAGUGAGGCGCAUGCUAAUAAUCAAACUUGUGUGCGGUAAAUUAUUGUACCGAUGCCACUUAUGGUGGAUGCAGAAUAUGUGUUACAUGUACAUCUUAUUUAGACACUUUUGCAAUGCAAAGGUCCACCAAAUACUGGCAUCGCAUGCAGGAGCAUGUGAGCAGAUAGGUGUCACCGUAGCCGUGCUUCUGCACCGUGCUGUCGUGGUGGACGCCGUCGUACCCUCCCGCUGCAGCGCCAUGCUGGUACUGCUCGCCGCCGUAGCCGUGCUUCUUCACGACGCCGUAGCUGUCGUGGUGGAGGGCGGCGGCGGCGCUCCCAUGCUCGUACGCCUUGUGCUCGCCGUAGCCGGGCUUCUGGACCGUGCAGUCCACGUACGCCUUCUGCUCGCCGUAGCCGUGCGCCUUCUCGCCGUAGCCAUGCUUCUGGACCUUGCUGUCCUGGUGGAGAGCGGUGUACCCCUUGAGAUUGCCUUCAUGCUGGUACGCCGUAUGCUCGCCGCCGUAGCCGCUCUUCUGGACCUUGCUGUCCUGGUGGUGACCACCGUACGCCUUCUGCUCGCCGUAGCCAUGCUUCUGCGCCGAGCUGUCAUGGUGGGCCUCAGCCCCAUAAUGCUGGUAAGCCUUCUGCUCACCGUAGCCAUGCUUCUGCGUGGCGCCUGUGCUGUCGUGGCUGGCAGCGUCGUAGCCUCCAUGCUGGUACGACGACGCCUUCUGCCCACCGUAGCCGCCGUGCUUCUGCACGGAGCUUUCGUGGUGGUGAGCGCUGUACCCUCCGGCGCCGCUCGCAUGCUGGUACGACGACACCUUUUGCUCGCCGUAGCCUCCGACGUCGCUCCCGUACGCCUGCUGCCCGUAGCCGUGCUUCUGCACUUCGGCGUCCUCGCUGCACAGCUCCGUGAGGGAGGCCGUCUUGUACCCCGCCUGCUUCUCGUUGAGGCUCAUGUGGCUGAUCUCCGUCACGACGGUGGUCACCGAGUCGGAGUUGUGGGUGUGGUAGCUUAUCACGGGCUUGCUCUGGCCGUAGCCGCCGCCGAAGCCCAAAGCACGCUUGACGAUGGACAUGGCUGCUUGCUUUCUUGCUCUGACUACUACGGCUAG
Messenger RNA from Triticum turgidum subsp. durum (durum wheat), 1191 nucleotides. The record is from the annotation of a GenBank genome assembly. Lineage: Eukaryota; Viridiplantae; Streptophyta; Magnoliopsida; Poales; Poaceae.